Messenger RNA from Prorocentrum cordatum, 462 nucleotides. The record is from the annotation of a GenBank genome assembly. NCBI's taxonomy places the organism in Eukaryota, Dinophyceae, Prorocentrales, Prorocentraceae.
UGCGCGUGGAAACGCCCUCCCCGCUUGCUGCGCCAGCGCGAAGCGGCCAACGGAAGGGGGGCGCGCGCCCGGUCCAGCUGGGCAGCCCGCGAGCUGCCGGCCGCGACCCCCCAAGGCCCCACCCCUCGGGGCCCCAUCGAUCGGGACCCCCUCUUCGAACCCGCCGACGCAUCCGCGCGCGGGCGCCCCUGGCAGCGCCGCCGCCAGCAGGCCACCCACGGCAGUCGGCCGGCGCUGCAGCAGCUGCUGCAGGGGCCACCAGCGGCGGCGGCCAGAGCGCCCUGGCGGCGGGCCGCUGGGCUCGAAGGCCUGAGCUCGGCCCACGAGGCGGCCCGUGAGCUCGGCGAGCCCCCGAGGAGGGCCGCUCGGCGCAGCCCGCUCGAGGCCGGCGGCGGCGGCGGCCCCCGGCGCGGCCCCUCAGAGCUCGGCCGAGCGGGGCGCGGCGGCCAGGCCGGGGCCCGC